This is a messenger RNA of Zymoseptoria tritici IPO323, 1498 nucleotides long. RefSeq lists its product as uncharacterized. Bases 98 to 1438 code for a protein of 446 amino acids. NCBI's taxonomy places the organism in Eukaryota, Fungi, Ascomycota, Dothideomycetes, Mycosphaerellales, Mycosphaerellaceae. The record is from RefSeq and is a predicted model, not a curated record. Gene Ontology annotation, biological process: regulation of intracellular pH. Gene Ontology annotation, cellular component: membrane; vacuole. The transcript has 3 exons.
GAUCUUGGAUUCGUUCCUCACCUCACUUUAUAUAUUGUAGCCUGUUAUACACAAUCGAGUCGACUGCUACCGCAAAGCUCGUCUUGCUUCACUUCCGAUGCCUGGACCUCCAUCGGCAACAUGGCGGCGGCAUCUCUCGCGACUCUUGUCCAAGUUUGACGGCGCCAACCCGCGCGUGCUCGUGGCCUUUUGGCUGUUCGGGUUGAUCAACAACAUAUUCUAUGUGAUCAUCCUCACCGCAGCCUUGGACCUCGUCGGUCCCAGCGUACCAAAGGCAACUGUCUUGCUCGCCUGCAUCGUCCCUGGACUGGCCACGAAACUAGUUACUCCCUAUUUCAUCCAUCUGGUCCCGUACUCUUUGCGGGUUGUCAUCUUCGUGGCGUUGUCAACAUGCGGUAUGCUCGCGGUCGCGAUGUCGCCUAGCACGACAGAUGCAGCCAGCAUCUCUAGCAAGAUCGCUGGUAUCGUUCUGGCUAAUAUCAGCUCUGGCGCGGGAGAGAUCAACUUUCUGGCUCUGACACACUAUUAUGGACCGUUCAGCUUGGCAGCCUGGGGCAGCGGCACAGGUGGUGCAGGCCUGCUUGGUGCUGGUCUGUAUGCUCUUGCGACAACCACGUUUGGUUUCAGCGUGCACGCCACACUGGUCGCGAGCACUAUUCUGCCUAUCAUCAUGCUGGGUAGUUACUUUGUUUUGCUCCCACUUGGUCCACUGCGAGCUUCACGGACGGAGGGUGAAUACCUCCGGGUCAAUGAGGACGAGCCAGGCGAUACUGCGACAGGCGACUCUCCAGAAGCUGCUGGCUUGCUCGGUCAUCCGGUCACCAAAUCAGCAUCUCAUGCCAAUAGACAUCCUCAGCAGAGCUGGCUUAGCCAUCGGCUCGCAGAUCUGAACAUCAAAUUGCUGCGUGCUAGAUCGCUGGUGGUGCCAUACAUGCUGCCUCUAUUUCUUGUGUAUCUCGCGGAGUACACGAUCAAUCAAGGCGUCGCACCAACUUUGCUGUUUCCCAUCGCCGAGUCUCCUUUCGAACACUUCCGAGCAUUCUACCCGACAUACGGUGCCAUCUAUCAACUCGGAGUGUUCAUAUCCAGGUCAUCCCUUCCAUUCAUUCGCAUACGGAGUCUUUACGUGCCUACCCUCCUGCAAGUGCUGAACCUUGCCGGCCUCACUCUGCACGCUCUCUGGCCGUUCAUCCCAACCGUAUGGUUUGUCUUCGUCAUCGUCUUCUGGGAGGGACUACUCGGCGGCCUGGUCUAUGUGUCAACCUUCGCCGCGAUUCGUGAGGAUAUUCCGGAAGAAGACCGUGAAUUCUCUCUGGGCGCUGUGAGUGUGAGCGACAGCGCCGGCAUCUUCUUGGCUGGACUGCUAGGUGCGGGCAUGGAGACUACACUUUGCAGUUGGCAGGUACAUCAUGGCAGAAAUUGGUGUCGGAAGCUUUGAUCGAGGCUAGGGAAAUCAGGACCGUCUCGAACACGUCAAUCGCACCCGACAGUACACUGC